AUGUCUUCUGCUGCCUGCAUCUUCUGCAAGAUCAUCAAGGGUGAUAUCCCUUCCUUCAAGCUCUUCGAGAGCGAUAAGGUCUUUGCCUUCCUCGAUAUCCAGCCGCUCAGCCGCGGCCACGCUCUCGUGAUCCCCAAGUUCCACGGCGCGAAGCUGACCGACAUCCCCGACGAGGACCUGGUCGAGAUUUUGCCCGUGGCGAAGAAGAUCGCCAAGGCCAGCGGUGCCGAGGACUUCAACAUCCUGCAGAACAAUGGACGCAUUGCCCACCAAGUCGUUGACCAUGUUCACUUCCACAUGAUCCCCAAGCCAAACGAGCAGGAGGGUAUGAGCAUCGGUUGGCCCACUAAGGAAACUGAGAUGGACAAGCUGAAGGCUCUGCAUGAAGAGAUCACGGCGAAGAUGUAA
Messenger RNA from Penicillium cinerascens, 408 nucleotides. RefSeq names its product HIT family protein. Gene Ontology annotation, molecular function: catalytic activity. The transcript is spliced from 5 exons. Lineage: Eukaryota; Fungi; Ascomycota; Eurotiomycetes; Eurotiales; Aspergillaceae. The coding region runs from base 1 to 408 and encodes 135 amino acids. Gene Ontology annotation, biological process: nucleotide metabolic process. The record is from RefSeq and is a predicted model, not a curated record.